AGGUCAGCUGACUCUGAUGCUGCUGUCAGGAGACAUCACGAUUUACUCUAAAUGGCAACUAUGAAGAUUGUGCAGGUAUAGAAAAAUUACGAGCAGUUAGAUUACCMCAAAUAACGCCCAGACCUUAAAUACACGGUUUUCUGUUGCUGCUUCAGAGCUGUCAUCAUGACAGAGUUUUGGUUGAUCUCUGCUCCGGGAGAGAAGACCUGCCAGCAAACAUGGGAAAACAUGAUGGCAGCGACCACACGCGCCAACAUCCUGUCUACCAACCACAAGUUCAACAUCCCAGAUCUUAAGGUGGGAACACUCGAUGUCUUGGUGGGACUAUCAGAUGAAUUGGCCAAGUUAGAUUCCUUUGUUGAAAGUGUGGUGAAGAAGGUGGCUCAGUACAUGGCCGAUGUGCUGGAGGACAGCCGAGACAAAGUGCAGGAGAACCUUCUGGCCAAUGGAGUUGAUCUCGUCACCUACAUCACCAGAUUUCAGUGGGAUAUGGCGAAAUACCCAAUAAAACAGUCCCUUAAGAACAUCUCUGAAAUCAUCUCAAAGCAAUUAACCCAGAUUGACAGCGACUUAAAGGCCAGAGCGUCGGCGUAUAAUAACCUGAAGGGAAACCUGCAGAACUUGGAGAGGAAGAACGCGACGUCGUAUCCCGACUGGCAGAAAACUUAUGAAACCCUCGCYGAGAUGGUGGUGCCUCGAUCUUCAAAUCUGCUGUUUGAGGACUACGACAGCGGGCUGUUCAGCGUCACUCUGUUCAGAAAAGCCAUCGAUGACUUCAAACACAAAGCCAGAGAGAGCAAGUUCACAGUGAGAGACUUUCAGUACAAUGAAGAGGAGCUGAAGGCCGACAAAGAGGAGAUGACCCGGCUCUCCACAGACAAGAAGAAGCAAUUUGGUCCCCUGGUUCGAUGGCUGAAAGUGAACUUCAGUGAAGCCUUCAUCGCUUGGAUCCAUAUUAAAGCACUUAGAGUCUUUGUAGAAUCUGUUCUCAGGUACGGGCUGCCGGUGAACUUUCAGGCCAUGCUCCUGCAGCCAAACAAGAAGACCACGAAGAAGCUGCGGGAGGUGCUCAACGAUCUGUACAAACAUCUGGACAGCAGUGCAGCAGCUAUCAUCGAUUCCACGAUGGACAUCCCAGGCCUGAACCUGAGCCAGCAAGAAUAUUAUCCUUACGUUUACUACAAGAUCGACUGCAACCUGCUGGACUUUAAAGUUUAACUCUCAUGUUUUUGCUCUUAACGCUGAGUGUUGAUUUAAUUCUCCCCUCCCCAUCAGCUGCUGCAUGAUCAGUCUGUGUGGUGAAAUAAAAACGCUUCUACCACUGAUGCAACAAAGACACGCACACAGAAACCUUGUGUCCUGUUUUUUUUAAAACUUAUGUUUCAUCUUAAGCCAUGCGGGUGAUUAGCUCUUUUUYAUGUGAAGUCUAUAAAUGACAAUGGAAGGUGUAUAUUUUCUGUCAUUCCACGUGUGCUGGUGUGUAUUUAUAGCUGCCUUUGUGUCAGUGUUCAGCGAUUUGCGUUUACGAAUGGUCAGCUUUGCCGUUGUUCCCAUGUAUUUCAGAGAAUGUGGGCAAAAGCCUGCAAAUGUUGUAAACCAAGAUGUUUUCUUGAGUGUGGAGGUGUUUCAUGUUGUACYUGCUGUCAAUAAGAGCUCUAUAUCUGAGUAACGUGGAAACCACUGAUUGAUUCAAUAUGAUUUAAAUCUAAAAACCUGUGAGUUUGUGUAAAUAAAAACAAUCUACAGCCUGAA
Molecule: messenger RNA, 1752 nt
Organism: Austrofundulus limnaeus
Lineage: Eukaryota; Metazoa; Chordata; Actinopteri; Cyprinodontiformes; Rivulidae
Product: V-type proton ATPase subunit C 1-A
Biological process (GO): proton transmembrane transport
Cellular component (GO): vacuolar proton-transporting V-type ATPase, V1 domain; lysosomal membrane
Molecular function (GO): proton-transporting ATPase activity, rotational mechanism
Source: RefSeq, a predicted model, not a curated record